This is a messenger RNA of Ruditapes philippinarum (Manila clam), 2779 nucleotides long. RefSeq lists its product as uncharacterized. The record is from RefSeq and is a predicted model, not a curated record. Gene Ontology annotation, biological process: iron ion transport. Bases 139 to 2232 code for a protein of 697 amino acids. The transcript is spliced from 4 exons. Gene Ontology annotation, molecular function: oxidoreductase activity; copper ion binding. Lineage: Eukaryota; Metazoa; Mollusca; Bivalvia; Venerida; Veneridae. Gene Ontology annotation, cellular component: plasma membrane.
AUUAAAGUAUGAAAACAUUGAAAUUAGAAUAUAAGGUAAGUUGGUUUUCUUUUCUUAUUAUGAAAUAGUGUGUGGUUAAAAUGAUGUAACAGUAUAGCUGAUAAGGUAACAAUCUGAAAGAAGAAGCUGAAUACUAAGAUGGCGAAGAUUGUGAUAAUGUUUGCCGCGAUGAUAGCAAUUAUUCGAGGGGAGGUCACCGUUCAACCAAUAGCAAAUCCUAACGACUGCAUUUGCAAACUCGAAGACAAAGUUUGUGCAUGUACAUUUGUCAUUGAACAUAAACUCACCAUGAUUCUUGAGAAAGAAAAACAACUAGUAUAUCCGGACAACGGGGUCUUGCGACUGCGAGGAAAAGCAAACGGAAAUGCCCAAUUAACUCCCGAGCAAGUUUCUCGAGUUAUCACAGCUGACGGGGAGACUUCGCGUCUUGUAAUAGCUAUCAAUGGAUCGUUUCCAGGUCCUAGGAUAGAAGUAUGGGAAAGUCAAACUUUAGAAAUAACCUUUAUAAACAAACUUCACACUGACAGCGUCACGAUGCAUUUUCAUGGGUUACACCAGCGAGACUCACCUUGGAUGGAUGGUGUCGCAUUCGUUACACAAUGCCCAAUAUUGCCAGGGCAGUCUUUUGUUCAGAGAUUCAAGGCAUAUCCCCCCGGAACGGCAAUGUACCAUGCACAUAUAGGGGAUCAAAGGAGUAUGGGGUUGUACGGACCAGUUAUAGUUCGCCCAACAAAAAAUCCUAUCAUUGAAGAUAACGAAAUAAUCAUAUCUUUACAGGACUGGAAUCAUCUGAUGGACCCUGAGGUAGCGUAUCAAAGAAUGAUAACAGAGCAGUUUGAUUUCAAAACCAACGAAAAAAUCAAUACGACAUAUUCAGUUGACAAAGGUAAAUUUAGCCGUUUUGAGUUUCAGUCGGGCCUUGCUAAUGGGAAAGGAAGAUUUUGGAAUACAACAAAUACUAACAACGGUUCACCACUUGAACGAUUUAAAGUACGUUCUGGAACUUUGUAUAGGUUUAGGAUCAUUGGAGCUAUGACCCUUUAUCCAAUGAGAGUAUAUAUUUAUGGUCAUCGGCUAACAUUACGUACCUCGGAUGCAUACAACGUGGACAGGAUAGCAGUACAGUCAAUCAUAGUACAACCGGGCGAGCGGUACGACUUUUUCUGGCAAGCUCCAUCAGCGAGUGAAGUCACUUCUAAAGAGAUACUUUUUAUUGCCGAGACAAUAGAAACCGAUCAAAGUCUCGGUUACUCAAAAUACCACGCGGCUGAGGCGAUUUUAGAAAUUGAAGAUUUCUCGGGACCUACACCACCUGCAAACCCUCCAAAUGGUAGAAGAGAAACAUGUACAUCUUCAUCUAAAUGCCGUACAUUCAACUGUCCAUAUGAAUUUUACCCACCAAAUGAUAAUAGAGUUUGCAUCACAUUUGCCGAAGUAAACAACACUGAUCCAAACCAAAAUUACAAAGAAGUGCUAGGUGAUAACGUCGAUGAAGAGUACUUCUUUAACUUUGCUUUUCCGGGGACCCCAGAGAACACCCCAGGCUCGGUUAAUGGCCGAGAGUUCGUUCCGCCAACCGUUUCUCUCCUCACACAAGAAAACGAGUUGACCUCUCCAUGUACGGAUGAUUGUAUUGACAAUGGCAUCUGUCAAUGUACAUAUAUUCAGAAAUUAAAGUCCAACAAGCUGGUCCAGUUUGUGUUACUCAACCUAGGUAAUGGAUCUGGAUGGUCACACCCUGUACACUUGCAUGGACACUCAUUUUAUGUAAUGAAAAUGGGUUUUGGCACAUACGACCACAGUACAGGAAAUCUAAUGUCUAAUUCUAAAGACAUAAACUGCACGGAUGAAUUCGACUAUUGUAGUUCUGCUGAAUGGACAAACCGUAGUUGGGCAGGUGGAAGAGUUCCAUAUAUGAGCAGUAAACCACCGGAAAAAGACACAAUUGUCGUUCCAACAGGUGGCUACGUUGUUAUUCGAUUUAGAUCGGAUAAUCCCGGAAUGUGGUUUCUGCAUUGUCAUAUUGACCUGCACAAUACAAAUGGUAUGGCAAUGGUUAUUGAUGAAGGGGAGUCAAAACCAAGCCCUCCUGCAGGAUUUCCAACAUGCAGAAGUUUUCUAUAUAAUGGUAAACCUCCAGAUGACCCGGGUGUCAACAGUGCCACGAUACACGGCGGAUUUCCGAUUAUAGUGUUUUUUGUGCUUUUUCUAACAAUAAAAAUAAUUAAUUAGAUUUUAAAGGGGGGCUGGGGGCGGUGAGUUGUUGAGAUUAUCAUCGCAACCAUAAAUACUGUACCAAUAUCCUAACAUUAGUUUUUUUAUUAAUACGACAUGCGAUACAAGAUGAUUUCUUCCCUCGGGCAAUAUUUGAACAACAUUUUCAUUGUAUAUAACUCAUCGCCGGUGUAAAACAAAAAUAUUUUCGUUCGAUUAACAUAGAAAUUGUAAAAUUCAUAGAAACAUUGUCUAGGCUCUUACAGUUAAUGCAAAUGAUCAGAGGUUGUUACGCAUGGCAGAAAGCCACUAUUGUCAGAUUUACGUUGACACCUUUUUCAUCGCUAAACAUUUUAUACUGUGCACUAUUUUAAAGUAAAUUAAUACCCCUCUAAGCCUUACUAGCUUUUUAAAAUACGAUUUGUUGAUAUUAACAAUCGGACAUUACUUCAAAUCUUGUCUCUAUGUACUUUUAUAUGUCUCAUAUAUUUAGUUCACCACAUCCCUGAGAUUGUUCUCACCAUUAUUCUGCUGUGCUUAAUAAAUUGUAAAAUUUAAAGGAAAA